UUUACAUAGGUAUCUUGUAAAGUACUUUGUUCUCAUAUUGAUUAUUGCAACUUCUUGUCCAAACUCCAUUGCCUUGCUUGGAAGAGAAAAAUGGCAACAAAUGGCAAGACACCUGCGAUAGGAAUCGAUUUGGGCACGACAUACUCAUGCGUUGCAGUGUGGCAGCGUGAUCGAGUGGAGAUCAUCGCGAACGACCAAGGAAACAGAACAACACCCUCUUAUGUUGCUUUCAAUAACACCCAAAGGAUGAUUGGUGAUGCUGCCAAGAACCAGGCUGCUACCAAUCCAACCAACACUGUCUUUGACGCAAAGCGCCUAAUUGGUAGGAGAUUUAGUGAUCAAGAGGUUCAAAGUGAUAUGGAGCUAUGGCCAUUCAAAGUCAUUGCUGAUGUUAAUGGCAAACCAAUGAUUGCUGUUGAUUACAAUUGUGAGAAAAAGCAAUUUUCUGCAGAAGAAAUUUCAUCCAUGGUUUUGGCAAAGAUGCUUGACAUUGCAGAGUCUUUCCUUGGAUCAACAGUGAAGAAUGCUGUUAUCACUGUGCCUGCUUACUUCAAUGAUUCUCAGCGACAAGCUACUAAAGAUGCUGGUGCCAUUGCUGGCCUCAAUGUUUUGAGAAUCCUCCAUGAGCCAACUGCUGCUGCAAUUGCAUAUCGGCUUGAAAUGAAAAAUUGUAAUAAUGAUAGAAGGAACGUUUUUGUGUUUGAUCUUGGUGGUGGUACUUUGGAUGUGUCUCUUCUUGUUUUUGAGAAGGAUCAUAUCCGAGUUAAGGCAACAUCUGGAGACACUCACCUCGGAGGAGAGGACUUCGAUAACAAUAUGGUGACUUACUGUGUGAAAGAGUUUAAGAGAAAGAAUAAAAUGGACAUUAGUGGAAACAAAAGAGCCCUUAGGAGGUUGAGGACUGCUUGUGAGAAAGCAAAGAGGAUACUCUCAUGCUCUACAAUGACCACCAUUGAGGUAGACUCUUUGUAUGAUGGUAUUGAUUUCCACUCAUCAAUAAGUCGCGCAAAGUUUGAGGAACUCAACAAGGACUACCUUAACAAGUGUAUUGAGUUUGUAGGGAAGUGUCUGAUAGAUGCUAAGAUGGACAAGAGUAGUGUUCAUGAUGUUGUCCUCGCAGGUGGAUCUACUAGGAUUCCCAAAUUGCAGCAACUAUUAAGUGACUUCUUUGAUGGGAAGGAUCUCUGCAAAUGCAUCAAUGCUGAUGAGGCCGUUGCAUAUGGUGCUGCUGUCCAUGCUUAUAUGCUUAAUGGUGAGUCCAGUGAGAAGGUUCAAAACGCUUCACUUUGGGAAGUCACUCCUCUUUCCCUUGGGUUGCAAGAAGAUGGAGGUAUCAUGAAAGUAAUCAUUCCUAGGAAUACUAGCAUUCCUACAAAGAUGGAAGAUGUACUCACAACACAUUUUGAUAACCAAACCAAUAUCUUGAUUCAUGUAUACGAGGGUGAGAGGAAAAGAACUAGAGACAACAACUUGUUGGGUAAGUUUGUGCUAGAAAUUCCUCCAGUUCCGCGUGGUGUUCCUCAAAUUAGCGUUUGCUUUGAACUUGAUUAUGAUGGCAUCCUACAUGUUUCUGCCGAGGAAAAAUCUAGGGGAAUAUCCAAGAAGCUGGCCAUAACAAAUGACAAAGGAAGGCUUUCGAAGAAAGAAAUUGAAAGGAUGAUAUCAGAAGCAGAGAAGUACAAAGCUGAAGAUGAGAUGUAUAGGAACAAGGUACAAUCAAGGCAUGCAUUGGAGAAGUACGCUUACAACAUGAGGGAUGCUAUAAACAUUAAGGAGAUUAGCUUGAAGCUUUCUCCAGAAGACAAGAAAAAUAUCAAUGAUGCAAUUGAUUCUGCCUUAGAGUGGCUCGAGGUCAGCAUGGAUGCAAAACAAAAUGAUUUUGACAACAUGCGGAGCACUCUUUCUAGCGUUUUUAAUCCAGUUAUUGUGAAGAUGAUAAAGGAUGAGGAUAAUGUUGCGCCUCCAGAUACUGUUGCUAGCUCUGGUAGCAAUAGUGUGAAGAAUGGCUUGUUAUCAAUAUUGGCAAAUUUUGCUCUCGAGGCAGUGUAUUCAGCUGCUACAGGUGAUAUCAUUGGAUUUGCUUCCGUGAUUGUUGACUGUUUGUCAAAUUAGUUAGUUUAUUAAAACUUGGUAAAAUGUCAAUAGAGCAAGCGGUAAAUAAACAGCUUCUUAUUCAAAGUGUGAGUUUCUGACUAGGAACUAUUAUGAGAUUAAUUAAUGUGUAAGACUUGUUUUCUGGUGUAUCUGAUCCCAUUUUAUCAGAUUGAUUUCUUUUUCCUGCAUCUUGUCAUGCAUUGCUGGUAGUAAUAACAAAAAGACGUUCUGGUUAAAAGAAUUGGGGAAAUUCGCUCUCAAAGCAGUAUUUUUAGCUGAGGAGAAGCAAAAUGAAUAGCAUGCUAUCAACCUUAAAGGUGGCAGUUUCUGUUGUUAAUGUUGUAAUACAUGAUUUCUGGUGUAUGUGAUCCCUUUUGUCAGAAUGGUUUAUUUUUCUCUUCCUACUGCAUCUUGUUAUGCACUAUACUACUGCUAUUGGUGUUUUA
Messenger RNA from Glycine soja, 2540 nucleotides. RefSeq names its product heat shock cognate 70 kDa protein 2-like. Gene Ontology annotation, molecular function: ATP-dependent protein folding chaperone; ATP hydrolysis activity; ATP binding. The coding region runs from base 91 to 2112 and encodes 673 amino acids. Gene Ontology annotation, biological process: protein refolding; cellular response to unfolded protein. Lineage: Eukaryota; Viridiplantae; Streptophyta; Magnoliopsida; Fabales; Fabaceae. Gene Ontology annotation, cellular component: cytoplasm. The transcript is spliced from 2 exons. The record is from RefSeq and is a predicted model, not a curated record.